GGCCUUCCAAUUGAAACCUUCCAGAAAAAGCCAACGGCGAAGCGAAAGGUAAUUCAGUUUGCAUCCAGACGUUCGAUCUCCCAGGCACGCCGAAUUUCCGUGCCGCACAUUGAAGCUUUGAGGCAGCGGCAUUCAUUGCAAAAACCCAACCGGACGACAUGACGCUGUUUUCGCCCAACGAUCACUUUUCCGACAAGCACAUGGCGUUCCGAACACAGGUCCUCGCAUGCAACGGCGUGCAUUUCCUGUACACGAUGGGGCGUGACACUGCGCUGCCUGCGAUUAAUAACGUGCCAGGAUACAGUGGUUUGGAAGUCAUUUUACUCGGUGUCAGAAUCAAGGACGUUCCUGGAAAGUUGGGGAUACAGUGUACUGUUAGCCAAAGUCAAUUGGCUGCAAUUGAGAUUGACGGCUCAGUACUCAGGUCUGCAAACAGCAACGGAAAAGUGCUACUUAGGCCUUACGAUAGCGUGACUAUCAAAGAAAGGGAUAACUUCUCCAUUUCGUUGAAAUGUGUCGCGGAGAGAGACCAUUAUUUCCACAACUGUUACUACGACAUAAAAUUUAAUCAAGUUAAGAUCCCCUACAUCACUUUCGAUAUCACCACGCACAUGGACGCAAGCAACUUCAUUAUACUGUCCAGCCACAUAAUCGACCGAAGCGGCGCCAGGCUCCCCAGCAAGACCAAUCCCCUUGAAUACUUCUUGAAAGGAGGGUGGUGUCGCAUGAGUGUUGGAGCUUUCGCCAGCUGCCAAGCAACCUACCGGCCCAGUGAUGCAGUACGAGUUACCUCAGCCACAGCUGUCGAAGACCUCGGCAAGCCUUCGGAUCCUGAGUUUACAUUCACUGUACGGCGAACUAUUGAUUCAUUCGUUUUCCUGACGGAUUACGGCAAAGCGCUGGCCCUAACGGUUGGCAGCGUCCUGAACAAAUUAGACGACGACGAUCUUAUGCCGCAGUUCUCCGACAACGUCGGCUUGAAACGCGUGGUGCUAGUAAGUUCCCUGCACUAGGACACUAACGCGCACCACGCCGGGGCAUGGUGCAGAUAUUGUCAGAUCUGCGCGCGUCCACUGUUGAUCCGUUAGACGGAAACGCUCAGAUAAGUAAAUUACGCUUUUGGGGUCGUAUUCCAUAGACAUCAAUGUCGCGUUCUUCAUUUCUUACCAAGACCCGCAUACCGAAAGGCCAAUCCAAGCGAUAACGGUGGCAUGAUAGACCACCACAGAAUACGUUAACGCGAAUAACGUGCAGAGCUGUGAUAUAAAUCUUCUGCGCUUACAUUGGUUUGGCUCGCUUUUAGCAACUGAGCACGACAAAAGAAUAUGUAUUAUGCUUACCUAUUGCAACGCCGCCCGAGGAGCGUAGAAGAAGAGGAAGGAGGAGGCAUGGGGGAUGGGUGAUCGACAGUUGUAUAGUCCCACGCUCCAUUAUUUAAAUAUAGUUUCGCUUUAUUUCUAAGCAUACGAAAAACCGCCUGCUUCUUAGCCAAUCCCCCUUAGUGGGCAUGCGCCACUGUCUGGGAUACAAGACAAGACAAGACUGUGUCGUGUUUUGAGGCAACAAUAACAACAACAACGACUGCGUUGGACCUUCUAUGUCUUCUUUGCCCUUUCUUACCCUUAGCACAGUAACUAAAUUCAUCACAUCAUUGACAACUUUGGUGGAAGUACUUGGUAAUGGACGCCUGUGACAACCCAGUGUUUCGACAUCUUCGAAGAAGCAGACAUGUCACCGGACUACCACUAUAUAUAACAGGCAGGCAGGUCAAGGGCCACCGACGUAGAUGGCAUCAUUCAAGUCAGACACCAAGCCAAGGCAACCUAUAGCUACUGGACACUGGAACCGCGCAUAUUCUAUAGUAAGACAGACAAAGACGCGGAUGAAUGGCUGAUGCAAUAAGAAAGAGUAAGCCGCUACAGCGCAUAAUGUAUAUCACCGCAGCUCGUGAACGCUGAAUUUUUUUUUCAUCAAUACCGCUCUACUUUAGUUUGAAAACUGACUUCGUGCUUGGGAGAGCCUUGUCCGGAAAUAGAAAAGUUGCUUUUGAGACUUGAGUUCCAAAAAUAAGAAAGCUGAACACACGCUUUUGUUCAGAGGUUAGUUGCCUGGCGAAGCCUUAUUAAUAAUUGGCCAAAAAAGGGAAAGAAAGACACGGACAAGAUAAUGCUAACACGAAUUCACAUCAAAUCACUUCAAUUUGGAUCCCUCUAAUACCUGGUGAAACGUGUACGACGUAUAUAGAAGGAAUGCUGAAGCUUUGCUUAAUUGUAAACGCGGAUAUGUCCGACGAAGACGAAGUGAAAGAUCUGUUAAGGCACCACCGCCGCCGUUUACAAUUCUUUAACUGCAAAAGGGAACCUGAACACUCCUUCCGAAUUUAGGCGGCAAUGUCGCACGUUCGAGGCUCUGCAGAUCUGACGGAUUCUAUCGAAGUUCAGCCAUUUGGACAACGUCACCGCAUUUGCAAGUAUGGGCGUUGUCGCCUGCGAUGACAUCGCCUCGAUCGUGCUUCGAGUAGUUCAAGAAGAGCUAGCACGGCUUCAGAGAGUAGACACUGUUUACCGCUGCGUGCUUGACGAGUGCAUUCCCGAAUCAUCGCCAUCCUAGUGACGAGUGUAGAAAAAGAAUAACUGCACGUGGUCUGACACCGCGAGAGAAAAGAAGAGGUUUGAACAUGCAGCAGCUGGCUCUCCGUCUGGUUCUUUCGCGUCGGUCCUGAAAUUUCUGAAAAUAUUGGUACCGAAAUCCAGGAUUGAAGCAGGGUUCGAGACCAAGCGACCAGCGCGACGAGCCGGAAGCAGAAUACAUAACUGCUGCAGAAUAUAACGACCAAACCAUCAGCGUGCUUGCCGAGAUUUGAUGAAAGAUUGCCGUUUUGUAAGGCGCGGACAGUGUAGCCGAGGCUGCUAACCAGAAUGAGACCCUAGGAGCUCUUCCGGCUGUGCUCAGAAUUUGCCCACGGCUGCAGAACCUUGACAUACGAACAUUUAACGGGGACAUUCAUAAAGGUCCAAGUUUUUGGGAGCAGUUUCAGCAUGACUGUUCAUCCGAUCAACGAUCCAUCGACAAGAACCGAGGUUUUUUUUUAAUGUACGGCAUUAACUUGAGGGCCAAGCGGAAGCGGCCAUUGCCAGGUUACCGACUUUCGAAACUUCAUAUGCCGAUGCCCUCGAAGUUCUAAAAAAACAAAACAUUUGGGCAAUCGCAUACAAAGAUAGAACAUCAUUUGUCGAUGCUUCGCAAUAUACCGCACGUAAAGUCGGAAAGGGACGUACGAGGCCUCAGGCAAUUGGAUGAUAUGCCGCACUGCUAAAUGUCAGCUGUCCGACUACACUAAAAGUGCCAGCGCAAAGCUUGUCAGCAAUGUUGAUUGAUAUCCUGCAUGAGGCUUUGCCGUACGAGAUCGCACCCCGCCGUUGUUCCUCAGUGGCUAUGGUGUUGGGCUGGUAAGCACGAGGUCGCGGGAUCAAAUUCCGGCCACGGCGGCCGUAUUUCGAUGGGGGCGAAAUGCGAAAAACACCCAUGUACUUAGAUUUAGGUGCACGUUAAAGAACCUAAGGUGGCCCAAGUUAUUCCGUAGUCCUUGACUAUGGCGUGUCCAAUAAUCAGAUCGUGUCAAACCCCAUCAAUAUAUUUUUUGCGCCAUUUGCACUGACAUAUACUCAAUAAAAGUGUAGCAAGGCUUCAAAGGAAUGCUAAGCUGGUAGCCAGCUGUGGCAGCUGCUUCAUCGGAGGACGAGUUAAAGGAGCUGCUCAGGUCCAUAUGCGUUGAGCUCGAAAGCCGAGAUCAAUGCAGCCCAUCAUCAACACUCAACGACCAUGCUGAGUGGACUGGAAGCGGCAGCUCCGCUUCCAUACUGCACAGUAAGUACCUCGUCCAGCUGGAGCGAAUGCUUGUUCUGUCCCUCGAAGAAGCACGGCACAUGCGUCUGCGACGCCGGCCUCUCGUUUGCUUCUAAGAGAGCACAGCUCACCGUAAACUGCUGCUACCGAUGUGCUUCGUCAUGUCACCAGGCAAGAUCUUGCCAGGUAAAACUUACGCUCUCAAUUUGUCAUGAAAAACACGCCUCGAUCAUGUGCGACUCAAACUACAAAAAGAAAGGCGCCAUAACAGAAGCAUCGGGAAGCACUACAGUGUUGGUCUCGUCGCGAUCGGUUCUGCUAUGCGACAAAGCUCCAUUGAACAUUAUCGCAAGAUGGACAAUAAAGUUUACCUGCAGACUUUUCACGUCUUUGUGGUUAAGAACGACAAGUCAAGGUACCCCAGAAAGACUGUGCGUGGUUGAAGUCAGAGAUGAUUUAUUACCGAAUGUCUCGCUGCAAUAUUGCGACUGCAGACAGUGGGCAAAACCAGUAUUCCAAUUAACACGUUUGACAACGCAUACCCAGGCCCUGCUGGUCGUUGGAGUCUCACUGCGUAGCCAAAACAGUCCAGAUACUCACAUCGCGCAAGGCGACGUGCUUUGCGUUAUUUGCCACGAUGUAGCCACUUAGCCGCGGAUAAAAACUUCAUCCGGGAGCUACGAAUUGAAGUGCCUUGCUGUUGAAAAUCACUUUCUUGAACCAGACACCUCGCCUGGCCUCAGCUUAGUCAUCAUAGCUGACCAUCUUUGUGAAAUUGUGACAGUAAAAGUUGUUAAGAGCAAUGAUAUUUUACGAUUAGUCGCGAUCUGCAGACGAUUAGUCGGUCUGCAGACCACAUCUGAUUCUGGUGAGUCACCUUCACAUGAGUCCCUAGUUCCCUACUAAGAAACGAUCCAUAGGAUUAGUGGCAGAUACACUGUUGCGCUGCCUUCGGAAACGUCUACUCGGAAACAACCGUGACACUGCAGUCAAUCGCCUACGGAACUUGGUAAAGGGGUUACCGAUGAACAACGGUUUACUGGAGCGAUACGACACAGUCAUCUGGCAGUCCCUGGUGUUAAUCCACGCGGAACUGGUACCUAAGAGUGCUCGUACGGUUCGGGCUAUCUAUUACAUGCCAUACCGGGGAGUUAUAAAAAAGGAAUCGCUUAAUACCGAGCUCCGGCUAGAGUUAGACGCAUCGUCGCCCGCUCAUGCAUUCCUACCUCUCAACGAGUGCCUGGAUAAAGCAGCGAACCUCAUUUUAGAGUUGCUACAAGUCCUACUUAGCUUUUGCUGGUUCCCAGUUGCCAUAAGCUCGGAUAUCGAGAACGCAUUAGUACAAAUCGAGCUUAAACAAGACCGACGAUAUGCCUUCCGGUUUCUUUAGUUUGAUACCAUUUCCGGCAGCGAAAACAAUUAUGUUAUCAAACGGAGGAUGACGAGGGUACCCUUUAUUAACAUCAAGCCCUUUCUUGUUCAUGGAGACUAUUCAUCACCACCUGGGCAGAGCCGCCGUCUAUGUAGACGACUUCCUGGGGAGCGCGGAAGCUUUCGAAGAAGGUGUGAACGUCAACGAGAGAUGGAACGCCAACAUGAGAAUUGCGGGAAUUAAUCUACGAAAAAUACGAAUAACCGGCAACUACAGAAAAUUAUCGACAGCGAAUGAGAGCAGAUGGAAAGUGUUUCAAAGGAUUCAGCUGCAGUUUUGGGAAUGCAAUGGGACACAGCCAAUUAUUACUUGAUUUUUUUCCAGAUCUGUAGCGCAAUACUUAGCUGCAGCCCACACCAACACAAAGCGUACGCUGCUGAAGACUGUGUCCCCAAUUUUCGACCUUCUUAGAACUCUAUCGCCUUUCACAGUUACUGUAAAGCUUCUUUUUCUUUUCUUAUUUGUUUCAACACAUGAGGAUUUUACGGCAGUCAUGGUAUGACGAAUGGCCAGAGGAUAUCAAGA
Dermacentor albipictus is the source of this 5803-nucleotide messenger RNA. RefSeq lists its product as uncharacterized. The record is from RefSeq and is a predicted model, not a curated record. Lineage: Eukaryota; Metazoa; Arthropoda; Arachnida; Ixodida; Ixodidae.